Messenger RNA from Papaver somniferum (opium poppy), 1252 nucleotides. RefSeq names its product protein ALTERED XYLOGLUCAN 4-like. Gene Ontology annotation, molecular function: O-acetyltransferase activity. NCBI's taxonomy places the organism in Eukaryota, Viridiplantae, Streptophyta, Magnoliopsida, Ranunculales, Papaveraceae. Gene Ontology annotation, cellular component: Golgi apparatus. The transcript is spliced from 3 exons. The record is from RefSeq and is a predicted model, not a curated record. The coding region runs from base 77 to 1252 and encodes 391 amino acids.
UUUGGUGUGGGUAAUCGCUGUUACUUGGGCUUUUACUGUGUUCAUUUUUUGUAAUCCAAACCCUUUCAGUAAGGUCAUGUCUAAGCAGAAGUAUUCUUUGAAGAAGAACAUUACGUAUAAUGAUGAAUUGGAGUUGAGGAAUAAUACAGUUCCGUAUCAGAACGAUAUCAGUCAAACUACUGCCGCUAACCCCCAAAAAGAGAGUGAUUAUGAGAAGUGUGACUUGUUUAAGGGUCGAUCGAUUCCUGAGCUCAACGGACCAUUAUACACGAAUUGGAGCUGUUCCACGAUACCAGAAUCCAAGAACUGUCAGCUAAAUGGAAGGAAAGAUGUAGACUAUAUGAAUUGGAAAUGGAAACCAGAUGAUUGUGAACUCCAGAGAUUUGAUGCUAAGAAGUUCUUAUCGAUAGUUCUAUGUAAAAAGUUAGCCUUCAUUGGUGACUCUGUUGCUAGAAACCAAAUGGAAUCACUCCUUUGUCUCCUAUCACAAGGCGAAACUCCGAAAGAUAUCUAUAAGGAUUAUGAAGAUAGAUUUCGUAUCUUUUACUUUCCUGCACAUGAUUUUACUCUCACGGUCUUCUGGACAAGUUUCUUGGUUGUUGGGGAAGAUAAAGGAAUUGUAAAUGGUUCGACUACAAAUGUGCUUCAUAUACACCUGGACAAGAUUGACGUUAACUGGGCUCAGAAGCUGCCCGGUGUAGAUUAUGCUGUCAUUUCGAUUGCUCACUGGUACUUCCGAAAGAAUUACUUAUAUGAAGGUGGUCAACUAAUAGGUUGUACAUAUUGCAACGAACCGGAUGUUCCUGAUUUAGGAAUUCCAUUUGCUGUUCGAAAAGUCUUUGAAUAUGUGCUUAAAUAUAUUAAUGACUGUAAGGAGUGUAAUGAGGAUUUAAUUACUCUGGUACGAACAUUUGCGCCUGCACAUUUUGAGAAUGGAUAUUGGCAUGGUGGAGGGGUUUGCAACAGAACAAGUCCUUACACUGAAGAACAGAUUAAUUUUGCAAGUUCUGAAUGGGAACUGAGGAGUAGUCAAGUGAAUGCGUUUGAGAAGUAUAAAAACACAACAGAAGGGAAGAGAGUAGAGAUUUUAGAUAUAACUAGGGCCAUGAUGAUGAGACCGGAUGGACAUCCAGGCCCUAAUUGGAAAGAUCAAUAUGGUCAGAAUCACCAUGAUUGUCUGCAUUGGUGUUUACCCGGACCUAUCGAUAUAUGGAACGACUUGUUUAUGGCUGUGUUGCAGAAAAAUGUAUAG